CGCGUGACGUUUCAGUCGCGUUCGAAGGAAGGGCGCGAGAGGAAGGCGCUGCUCGCGGAGCUGACGUCAAACCUCGGGUCUUGCCCCGUGCGUUGGAAUGCGUAGAACGGGUUUACUCUUGGAAAGCUGGCAUUCAUGUUUUUGUUUUUUUUUUGUUUUUUGUUUUAUUAGAGGUCUAUCGGCUGUUACGGUCGUUAGCUUUCAAGCGUUUUUGAUGUCUGAGUGACCAGAGAAUAGGAGUAAACGAAGAUUUAGCUGUUGUCCCUACUGUAAUAGCAGAAGAAGCUAAGAGCACCGAUCACUAGAGACUCAUCCCAGAGGGUAAACACCAGUGCUUUGUGGUGACAUCAGUGGAGUUUCCCUCAGUGCUGCUGCACUCUCCUUUAAAAGAUCUACCCUACAGCCAAAGAGUCAGUGCAUCGCCACCAGCAAGCCACACUGCAGUACGAAAGGAGGACAUUAGAACCGAUUACCAUCACUUUAUCCACAGCGGCUGCAGUUAAACCUCUGUAAAGAAAACUAAGUCUUGGACUACAUUCCUACAAAGGAGGGAUUAUUAAACACAUCACCAAUGGCCAGUGACAAGGAGGUCAUUCUGGAAGUGCAAGGGGCAGUGCUGAGCCCUGCGCAGGCCACAGUCAGGAGAGAGAAGCAUGCCAGCCGUGCGUGCUCUGUCAGCUGGAACCUGUGUGGGGUCCUGUUUGCAGUGAGUCUGUGCUUCGCGGCUUCCCUCUGCUUCGCCCUCAACACGAUGCACAGAAAUGCCGAGGAAGCGUAUGACAUUAGGCACACACUGAGAGAGAUAUCUGGGAAUGCCAAGACUGCAAUUCAUUUAUCAGGUGAUUACAACUCAGAAGUAUCCAAUACGUCCGUAGAGUGGCGAGACAACGAAGAUCACUCUUUCGCCGAAGGUGGGCUACAGCUGAAAGACAACCAGAUCCACAUCCCCCGGAACGGCUUGUACUUUGUCUACAGCCAGGCCACCUAUCACGUUAGCUGCACAACAGACCCAGAUCAUCCCUCCGACCAUGACGUUGUUCACUUGAGCCACGAGGUGUCAUGCUGGUCUGGCUCGUACGACAGUUGGAAGCCGCUGCUGAGCACCGUGCGGUCGGUGUGCGAGCGCGCCCCCGCUCAAAGUGACGACAGCGGAGAGUCGUGGUUCACCGCAGUGUAUCUCGGGGCCGUGUUCAGACUGCAGGCCGGAGAUCGCUUGUGCACUAGGAUGGAUACGGAAAGGCUGCCCGAGAUAGAGGGAGAAAACGGGAAAACGUUCUUCGGAGCUUUUUCCUUGUGAACUCCUUGUGGGCAAAAGUGUAAACCGCCUGUGCCAACCUCACGCAGUCUCGUCUUGUUGCAUGUUCCUCUAUUUUCCAUCAGCCGCUUGGACGAGUAGAUGAUUUGUUUUAUAUUAAAACACAUCUACGCUUAAAGAGUUUAAGUAGUGUAGUGUAAUACUGCAAAGGUCUAAAUGGCUCUGUUUAAAUAGAAUGUUGGCAAUCAGCAAAUUUCGUUAUUUUUCGUUGUUUACAAUACUUCUGUAUUGUAAGGUAGUCAUAAAUCACCAAACCACAAGCUUUUUUUCUAUAGAAUUUUAAUUAGAUAGUGUGUUUAUUUAUCUGUUUAUUUAUUGAAGUAUUUAUGUAUUUAUUUAUUUAUACGAUUUGUAAAAUUGUGAUCUAAAUAAGACACAAUAGGAAAAACGUGAGAUGUAUAAAAGAUUAAUAAACAUUUUUACAAUUC
Electrophorus electricus (electric eel) is the source of this 1743-nucleotide messenger RNA. RefSeq names its product tumor necrosis factor a (TNF superfamily, member 2) (gene tnfa). The record is from RefSeq and is a predicted model, not a curated record. Gene Ontology annotation, biological process: immune response. Gene Ontology annotation, cellular component: membrane. Lineage: Eukaryota; Metazoa; Chordata; Actinopteri; Gymnotiformes; Gymnotidae. Gene Ontology annotation, molecular function: tumor necrosis factor receptor binding.